Messenger RNA from Menidia menidia (Atlantic silverside), 1221 nucleotides. The record is from the annotation of a GenBank genome assembly. NCBI's taxonomy places the organism in Eukaryota, Metazoa, Chordata, Actinopteri, Atheriniformes, Atherinopsidae.
AUGGGGUCCAACAAAGUCUCGGUGGUCCAGCAGUCGCACGGGAUGCACCCGCUGACCUCCCUCCUGCCCUACAACAACGAUCACUUCAGCCCCAGCCCUCCACACCUGCCCACAGACAUGAGCCAGAAGACAGGCGUUCACAGGCACCAGUCCCAGGACAUAUCGGGGUAUUAUUCCCUCCCUCCAGGCGGUGUGGGCCAAAUCACUCCGUCCAUGAGCUGGCAGAGCCAGCCAGUCUAUCCUGCCCUGUCCCCCUGUGGAUUCAGGCAACCCUACUCCUCCAAUCUCCCCAGCGCUUCGUCCUACUCCAGGUUCCCCCACUCACUGAUGCUCGGACCAUCGGGCAUGCAUCCUACGGGGAUCCCCCACCCAGCAAUAGUGCCUCCCUCAGGCAAACAGGAGCACGACCAAUAUGACAGGGGCAUGAAGCCACAGGUGGAAGCCAAGCGGGAGAAAGAGCCCAAGAAACCAGUCAUCAAGAAACCCCUGAACGCCUUCAUGCUGUACAUGAAGGAAAUGAGGGCAAAGGUCAUCGCCGAGUGCACGUUAAAGGAGAGCGCCGCCAUCAAUCAGAUUCUGGGGCGACGGUGGCAUGCUCUGACCCGGGAGGAACAGGCAAAGUACUACGAGCUAGCCAGAAAGGAAAGACAACUGCACAUGCAGCUCUACCCAACUUGGUCUGCUAGGGACAACUACGAGGCGGGCCUUAGCGGGGUCGCAGGGGAAAAGAGUAAAGCUGAUUGGGGCAAGAAGAAGAGGAGAAAAAGGGAGAAGCAGCAGGACGCCAACACAGACCCGGGCUCUCCUAAGAAAUGCCGGGCUCGCUUUGGCCUCAACCAACAAACGGACUGGUGCGGCCCCUGCAGGAGGAAAAAGAAGUGCAUUCGCUACCUUCAAGGAGGAGGCUGCCCCAGCCCAACUUCUUCAGAUCUAAGUGCUAUAGACUCUCCCCCCUCCCCGCCCCCCGCCCCCCACCGCCACAUCUACCAGCGCCCGCCCUCCCCGGGCUGCUCCCCGCCUCCCACGUCCCCGCCGUCGCGCCCCCCCUUCCCCCAGCACACGCGCCCACACACACGCUUCCCCCCGGAGCCCCGCCCCCCCCCGGCCAAACUCCGCCCCUCGCAGCUGGAACUGCCCAGCAAGCAGACGCACUGCUCCACCCCGCUGUCAGCCGCCAAGGUGGCCGGACUGUCCCUCAAAGUGCUCACAGACGCUCAGUGA